This is a messenger RNA of Nasonia vitripennis (jewel wasp), 8049 nucleotides long. It is a transcript of the gene Rif1, whose product is annotated as telomere-associated protein RIF1. NCBI's taxonomy places the organism in Eukaryota, Metazoa, Arthropoda, Insecta, Hymenoptera, Pteromalidae. Bases 238 to 7317 code for a protein of 2359 amino acids. Gene Ontology annotation, biological process: telomere maintenance. Gene Ontology annotation, cellular component: nucleus. The record is from RefSeq and is a predicted model, not a curated record. The transcript has 18 exons.
CGGAAACGCGCACAGCGUACUGGGACCACCGCAUUCGCGCGCGUAAACUCGCUCCGUCUCUUUCCUGUCCACUCACCCCCCGGCGGCAAGAAAAAAAGAACAGGAAAACGCGCGCGAUCGAGUCUAGCUCUCAGUGUUGGUCUGCAUGCAGGUGCUGCUCUGAGGCCCUAGGAAAAGUGUGUGCGCGUGAGGCAGCAGAGAGACGAUUUCCCGCGCGUAGAGGCAGCAGAGAGGACGAUGGCGGCUUGUAGCAACCAGCUCCAGAGCACGAUGAAACAGCUCAAGGACGCGACGACGCCGGACUCCAAGACCCUGGCUUUAACCUCCCUCAGAAGAGUACAAUUAGAAGAUGCAAAAGUUAUAAAAACACUGAAAGAUGAAGAAUUUUGUGAACUUUGCAAUUCAGUUAUCAAUGCAAGUAUUACUGAAAAUGACAAACUUCACAUUGAGGCAUGUCGAACUCUUGACAUCAUCCUCCCUGAAACAAGGAAUAGAAAUUUUGAUUUCUUUCAGUCAAUUUUACAAAUUAAUAGGAAGAAAAGACUUAAAAUACUUGUAUCUUUGAGUAUAUUAAAAGAUGAGACAGUGGCAACAAUUGCUAGCAAAGUGUCAAUCUUAGAUUUUUUGAAAAACUGUAUGCAGUCUAUUAAUACAGCGUCAAUGACUUGGCUACUAGCACAAAAUGCAGAUAACGUGGUGGAAUUAAGAAAAAUGGAAAGUAAGACUCUUACUGAAAAUGAAGAAUUUGAAGAAAAAGUAGUAGAGAACACUUUAAAAUUACUUGGUAGACUGUGCAGUCUGUCUUCUUUUGGAAUUAAUGUUAGACAAUUUGAUACACUUUUGAUGGAGACAGUGAUUAUUUUGGCUUACAUGGGUCUUAGAAGACAGCGAGCUCAAGCUCUAAUUGUUUUAAAAGAAGCUGUCCAAAAUGAUUUAGGUGUGCGCGUUAGAUUGAUGCAAAAAGAAAUAUGGGAUUCUUAUAAGAGUAGUUUGCAGAAUAUUUACUGCAAACGUAUGACGUUAUUGGUAAAUAUCAAUGACCAAGAUUGGGCUGUUCAGUGGGAAACAAGUAUUGCUUUAGUUGGAACAGAUCUUCACAGGGGCUCAGGAUUGGUUAACAGCCUGCUUAAAGUUGAAGAACUUGCUUUUAAAUCAGCUGAUCCUAACAGACGACAAGCCUUUGUAUCUUGGAAAGUUCUAAUUGACAACUUUGCUCUAGAUCAACGUGAAUUGGCAACAAAUCGACGCAUUAAACUUUUAUGUGUUCCUUUAAAUGCCAAGAAUAGCAAAACAGAGUUAAUGGUGCUUACUAAACUUGAAGUUUGGUGGCAUUUGAUUUACAAAGUUUAUCCAAGUAUAAGCGAAUGUAUAGAUACUGUACUUGUUCCUUUUUUAACCAUGUGUUUUGGUCCUUUUGGAGAUAAGCCACUUUUUGUUCAAAAAACAGAUACUAAUGUUUCUUUGGGGAAAAAGUUUCCUAAAACACAAGUUUUUGCUCUUUAUACUUUCAUGCAAUUGAUUGUGGAUAAGGAAGAUUGUGCAAAGAUCUCAUCAUCUAUUGUUGUGCAAGAUGUACUGCCUAACCCAGUUAGUAGUUCCGUUUUUGAAAAUAUUUACAAGAUUUUCAUUCACUGUUUUGGUGAAAUUUUGCUCAGUUUGGGGUUGUUAUCUGAUCACGAUGUAACACAUAAAUCAGAAAUCUAUAGUAUUUUGUGGGAUGGUUUAAUUAAGAGAAUUGAAGAAUAUGACAAAAUGAAGGUUCCGAUGUAUCAAGAAGUCGUGAAUGUUAUUGUUGAACUAAUGAAACAUCGAUUUUACAAGAUACCAAUGAUUCGAGAUUUUUUGUUUAACAAAAUAUUGAAAAAAUUUGAUAGCAUUGCUAACAGUAUGCAAUUUACUGAAACUACACUGAUGGAUCUUGUACAAACAUUUUUGCAAGUUGAUAAUUUCUCGCUUUUUACAAGUGAUCACUAUCAAUCAAUUGAAACAUUGCUUUGGCAUUUAAUUAAACCAAAAAAUGCAGAUGCUUAUUAUCCACAAACCAUGGAAAUGAUGCAAGCUAUAUUAAAAAUUUUAGAUGAUGCCAAAAACUUUAGCUCCAACAUGUUUGCUGCUUGCGAAGUAUGGUGUAUUCUUGCUAGAAUUGCAAAAAAGUACAUUGAGGACUCACAAAAUAUCAAUGAGGGCACCUGUUUAGAACAUAAUUUUAAAACUGUUGAAAGUAUUAUUUCUUUUUCCUUUACACACAUUUUUACAGAUGAUCAUGCACAAUUGAGAAGAAUGGCUGAAUCAUGGAUAGAUUUAUACAAACAGUUUGAUUUCCAAGCUGAACUAAUUGUAACCGUAAAAGCCAAUGAAAUUAUGAAUAAAACAUCAAAUAUGCUCAUAACAGCUUUGAAGAAAGAAAAUAAAUGUUGUGACUUAGCAACAGUCUGUAUAGAUGGAUUACUUAACACAGUAAAUUACGACUAUUUAUCAAAUGAUAAAGAAGUGCCAGCAAUUGUACAAUUACUGAAGGAUCUGACGUUCCAGUGCCUACGCAGUAAGAGCUUUGCUUCCGAUAAAAUCCUUAAAGCUCUGUGCGCGUUUCUCCUAAGAGUCUUUAGUCACAGUGCGGAAAAAACCGCUCAAUACUUAAAAGUCAUUGAACCCGUCGUGAAAUUCUUACUUGCCGAAAUCGACGACAACAACCUUGAUCGCGAAAUAAUGAACACUUGGAGCACCAUUGUCGGGCUUUUUAAGAAACUGCAAAAGUCUCUGAAUUCCGAGUUGCUUGCUUGUUAUAGGAAAACGAUAGUUUUAGCUGUAUUACAUUUGAGUAAGGAAAUAUCGUCUUUAGCGUUAUCACUUUUAGAUUUAAAGGAUAGUGUCGAUGAAAAAGCAAAAAAGGUACUAGAAGAAGUGAUUCAUGAAUUAAAAGAGACUUCAGCUAAGAACAAUUUCGAUAUAGAUGACAUCAAAGAAAAAUCUAACAAAAAAACUCGAUCCCCUCACAUCAAGCCGAUCGGUAGUUUUCUCAAUCGAAAAAGCGUUAGCUCAUCUAAUGCAAGAAAGGAGAACGGUAAAGAAAACUUUGAGAAGACAAAGGUGAUCAAUAUCGAGCCAGAUUCUCAAGAUUUUGUUUUAAUUAACACCGACGUUCAGCUGGACGUGAGCCGCCUCACCGAUCAUCAGAAAGAGAUGUUGAAAAAACGCAGAGAUGACAUACCAGCAAUGUACAACGACUUGACAGUUUCAAAUUCGCAAGACUCGCAAGAGCUGCAGCACUGGUUUGACGCGAAAACCGGAAAAUCGCCAGCAGCUACAGUGAACAAAAAUAACUCACCGUCUAAUAACAAUGAAGUUCCUAAACCAACGUCAGCUACUGCUCUACAUUUUAAAAAUAUUGCAGAUGUAUUUAACAUACCAGAAAAAGUUCUUGAAAAACCAACAGUGCCCGUGAAAAGCGCAUCGCCAAAGACGCAAACUAGAAAGCAGCAAGCAGCUGAUGAGGACGUGUCAGCAAUCGAAGAUUCUCAACAAGUCAAAGUAGAGUCAGCGCCGAUCGUGGUAAAGAAGUUGGAUUUCGAGUCGCGCGAGGAGUUUCCCGCCGACUCGGAGCAGCAAGUUUCGCCGUCGAUCAUCGACAACGCCAAAAUGCGGCGUAGAAAUCCCACCGAGGAGAACAAUGGAGCAGCAGCGGAGACUACAGUCGAUAAGAACGUCCGAACGACGCGUCGCUCGCUGCAGCCUCAGCAGCAGCGCGUUACACUGCGAAAGUUUAAUAGUAUCGAACAGCUGAACACAAAACGCGGACGCAAACGACGAAACUCUGAGAGUAAUUCCGAGAGUGUGCUUAACAUUGUGCACGAGAAGCGACCCAGACGAGAAGACACGCCUGAAGUACUUAAUAGCAGUGGUGAGAGUUCCAAAUCGAACGAAGAGAACAAGAACUCGGUACAGGAAAUCGACGGCAAAAAGAUUUCAAAACGGCAGUUAAACGAAAUGUCUCGUCUAAAAAUUGACAUGAGGUUCGAGCCGCUGCCAAGUCGUCGUAGUGCUGGCAAACUAAGCGAAAAUGCAGCUUCUCAUGCUGCUGACAAAAAGUCGAUUGCUUCUAAAGAUGACAAAUCAAAAGAUGAGAAGACACCUGCUAGCAAAACUGAAACGAAUCAGCAAGUUAAUAGUACUAUCAAAAGACGCUCGAUGUCUAAAAUUACUCCUUCCGCAAAAGUUGAGACGACUGUUGAAAAGGAAACAGAAAAACACAAGAAAGAUAGUGGUCAUAAGAAACCGGCUGCACCAGAAAAUCUCCCGGAGAAUAAUAAAUUAACGACUCGCAAGUCAUUGGGUUGUAAAACAGAGCCGAUCAUCACUUCCAAAAAGAAUGAGAUUGUAGCAGAGACACAGGAAGAAACUCAAAUUAAAGAAGGGCCGACGCAAAUGGAGACCCAUGACAACAAACUUGAAGAUAUUCUGGCUAAAGAUUCCGAGAGUCCGAUUGAUGAAUCGGAAAGUGAAAGCGUGAAAUCAUCUCAGGAUUCAGAUAUCGUAGAGAGUUCACAAGAACCUAGCACAAACUCAAAAUUGGAAAAGCUGGAGAAAUGCUUUAUUAAGAUAAAAAAAGUUGAAGUUGUGCAGGUUACGAAAACUAUUGUGGAUGAAAUACAAGCAGAAAAGGAAUCAAAAGAACGAAAAGUCAUUGAAACCACGCCGAUCGACUUGGAGGAAACCACGCCUUCCAUUAUUCAGGCGACUGCUGAACCUGAAAAACCUGCGCCUGUCUUGCAUGAAUCAAAAAAAGUCGAGAGCGUUCCAGUAAAGCCAUCGAUCCCUGUAAGUCAUGCGUCUUCUCCAAAAAGUACAAAUUCCCGUCUCUUCCGUUCCAAAGCCUUCCCCUUACAAGGUCGAGCUGCUCAAAUGCUUGGUCUCGUUACAAAGCAGUCCCUCGCCGAAAAACUUUCUUCCGACGCCUCGAAAUCAGACUCUACCUGUACAGAUGAGGUGACUGUGGUUCCUAUCUCCAAAAAAGACAGAGUCUCUAAAGAGAAUGAUAGAGUCUCUAGUCCCAGUACAGGCAGUCGACAAGAAAAGAUGUUUAGUAACAUGAACAACAGUAUGAGGCAGGAAAUGUGCUCGUCACCCUCAAUAACAAUGUUUUGUAAUCUAAGAAAUGAUGGUGAACGUAUUUCACCUAAACUAGAUAAGCAUGAGCGAGAUAGUGAAAAUGGAGUUAUGCCGAUGGAGAAGGAAACACAGAAUGUUAGCGCUGCAAGUAAUAGCGAUUCGUCGCCAAAUGGAAAGACGAAAAAAGAGUUGCCUUUACUUGAGUGGUCUAAUGCAAAUCCGCCAUCUUUGACUGCAUCACCAAGUGUCAGUAUUUUAAAGAGGAUGCAAGAGGUUGAUGUAGAAACGCCUAAUAGGAAAAAAAGAGUAAGUUUUGCUGAUCCACCAGUAUCUCGUGAGAUGGGUUAUGAAAUAAUGACGGAAUCAUCGUCUCCACCAAAGCUUGAAAAACUGCCUACAAUGCGCAGUCCUAUUUCCCGAAAGGAAUCAAGGAAGCAUGCGAAACUACGAUUGAUUCAGAUGGAUCUUGAACGAACCGAAAAAGAAAACAACGAGCUCGCCAACAAUGUUGAAACAAAACCAACCGAGCCAACAACAAUUGAUGAAUCGGCAAACGUUCCCACUGAUGCUCCGAUGACUUGUCUCUCUCCAAAGGUGAUGCUUUCAGCAAUUCUGUCUGAUAUUUCUCUGGACGAAUCGAAGAUAGCUGCAACCGAGAGUCAAGUAGUAGUUAACACUCAAGAUGUAGAUAUAUUCAGUGACAACAAUGUUAUUAUAUCAAAUAACGAGAGUAUGGGUAUAGUUCAAACUUCUACUCAGAAUGAGCAGAGUAGCUCCUCUAUUAAAUUGGACUCCAUCAACUUGUCGAAUAUUCUGCAAAAGUCUUCCGAUAAUCAUACUCCUUCCUUAGAAGAUACUGUGGACGUUGAGAAUUUAUCUUCCAGUCUUGAGGGUACUGCUCAUUUGUCGGAUAAAGCUCCACAAAAAAGUUGCUCACAGCAGAGUGGUGAUUCAGCUGAUACGUUACCGGUGACGGACUCAAUAUUCUCCAACUUGCCGCACAGUCAAGAAACACAAAACAGUGUUGUCCAACUAAUUGAGCCAGAGGCCCUAGAUUCUACGCUUCCAGUGUAUCCUUCCCUGGUUUCCUGCAUAGAUGGCGUAGAAACAAUCAGUGCUGAUUUAGUUGAUCCUCUAUUCACAAACGAUCUCGCAAAACACUUGUCUGUCAAGUCUAUUCGCUCAGUAGGCGACUUGGCGCAGCUGACGGAACGUGAUGUCAACCGCCUACCUAUUAAAUCACCAAAACUUGCCUGCAUUAAGAAGGCACUAUCGAGGUAUGAAAGUAUGAAGAAACUCACUAGGACACCUGAGAAAAGGUCACCUACACCGAAGUCAAGCACACCACUUGGAAACAAGUCUAGGGAGAGUAAAACCAAGCCGGAGAGCAUUUCAUUUGAUGAUCUCAUGAAGAAUUCGAGUAACAACAGUGAUCUAGCCUCGAUUAAUGUUUCGGCAGUAUACAACAUCAAGAGGCUCAGGAAGCGACAAUCGAUAGAUAGCUCGAUGCAGACGAGUCCAAUGAAGAGGUCAAAGAAGAUGGACGAGGAAGCUUUUACCGAGCUAAUGGAGCAGUGCGACGAUGACUUCUUAUUUAACGCUUUUGUAAAGAGGUUUGAUGCUGGAAAAAUUCUCACGGGGUAUAGAGAAAAAAUGGGCGAGCAUUCAGACAAAGAACUCAAGAAAAAGACUUUAGACAUGCUUGGACUAAGUGUUGAAGAUGACAGUGAGGCUAGCUUCAAGACUUCCACGAAAUCCAUGGGCUUGCAAAAGGUGCUGCAACAACUUCCGAAAACCUUCGACACAGACGAAAGCUUCUACAAUUCCGUGCUAAAAACUUACAAAAAAAAAUUAAAAGAGGUCAUUGUAAAUAAGUUCAGCUCCUCGGAAAUGUUGACUAUUCUUGCCAAAAGACUUUCCCAAGAAAAAGAGAAGGGUGAGAUCGAACGAAUUCCUAAUUCAAAUGAUCUUAAAAUCGUACUAGAUAAUGUAUCGCCGGAUUCAAUAAUGGAUCAAGUUCUAGCAAGGAAUGAACUUAUGUCUUCGGAAAUAUUGUUAAACAUUGCUUUAGAGAACAGCCCCGAGAAAUUGUCGGAGAACAUUAAAAAGGCUAUGUAUAAGACUUUGACGGAUAAACUCGACGUUUGUGAACUUGCCGACAUGUAUCACGAAACCAUCAAGUCUGGGGUGCGCAAAAUGCAAGAAAAAUAAGCGGACGGUUAUUGUGAAUUGUAUUUUGUAAACCAUGUAUUGAGUUAAACAACUUGCUUAAGUAUGUUGUAAACUCGUCGCAUAGGUUUUCCUUUGUUUUUUGGAACGUCAUUUUGAAGACUGAUCACGUCGCACACAUUAGAAUUUGUAUUUUUAUCGUUUAUCUUACAACUAUUGAUGACAAGAAUUCAUUUUUUACGUAUGCCUUUGAAAAAAAGCGUUAGUUGACCAGCUGUCCUGUUGGUUGGUAGUUAUGUUUUGUUUUAAGAAUUUGAUAAUCUGUAAAUAUAUUUGCGAUGAAAUUAAAUCAUAUUAGCUGUAUAAUGAAAGAAUUAUUAUAACUAUGUAAAGUAAUUUGAAAUUUUUUUUCAAAAUCAUACUUUUUAUCCUGUUAAAAGAAAAGUUGACAAUUUGGCAUUAAUAAGUUGCAGUUACUGAUCUAAUACUGUAUGCAUGUAAAAAAAAUUGAAUACUUAUUCAAUGGUAUUGUCUAGGAAAAGUAAUUUUGCAUUGAAAUUGUAUAGAUAUGCCAAAAUAAGAAAAAAGUAUUGAUUAGCUGCAUACUUUUAAACGAAAAACUUUAAUUGAAACAUAAGAUUUUAAUAUUUAUUAUUAUGACUCUGAGAAUCAGUAAUUCAAUACCACUGUAAUUUCUUUGAAAGUUAAUGUUUAUAUUUUAUACCUACCAUGUAAUUGUAAGAUAAGACUUAAAUCAUAUAAUAAAAUAUUAAA